This is a messenger RNA of Bombus terrestris (buff-tailed bumblebee), 1572 nucleotides long. Its product is annotated as ubiquitin-like protein 7. The record is from RefSeq and is a predicted model, not a curated record. Gene Ontology annotation, cellular component: cytosol. The transcript has 4 exons. Gene Ontology annotation, molecular function: polyubiquitin modification-dependent protein binding. Bases 167 to 1207 code for a protein of 346 amino acids. NCBI's taxonomy places the organism in Eukaryota, Metazoa, Arthropoda, Insecta, Hymenoptera, Apidae. Gene Ontology annotation, biological process: ubiquitin-dependent protein catabolic process.
AAUAUAUGAUAGAGCAGUUAGAAAAUAAUGUGAAGUCAAAAGCAAUAAAAUGAUAUGAGGGACGCAAUAAACGCUUCAUGAUGAUUUUGUAAAAUCGAAGAGUGUAUCGAUUUGAAAGUGUAUCGUGUUCGUGUUGUGUUUUCUGUGUAGUGUUUCUGUGACAAUAAUGAGUUCAGAAUUGAUUCUAGGUGUACGUUUAGAUCCUCAAACAUUAACUACCAUUAAAUUAAAUGAUAUUAAUUUUAAGACAAAGGUUGAAAAACUGAAAUAUGAAACAGCUGGAAGGGUUAACCUAUCAAAAGAUUUAUUUGAAUUAAUUUAUUGUGGAUGUGUCCUUGAGGAUGAUAUGACUCUAGAAUCGUAUGGUUUGAAAAAUGGUUCAAUGGUACAUGUUUUAAGAAGAAGGGAACCAGAACUGCCAUCAUUUCCUAAAUGCAUAUCAGAAGACGGAAUUUUACAACUAGUAUCUGCAUUUAAGUCUUUUAAAGAAAAUCCUGGGCUUCGAAGUGCUUUAAAUCGCAUAGGUAAGAAACCAGAAGUUAUGGACAAUAUCAUUUCAUCUUCUCCUGGAUUACACGAAGAUACAGUAGCAAUUGCAAUUUUACAAGACCCUGAUUUAAUGUCAUAUUUCACAGAUGUUGAUACUGUUAGAAGAUUUGCAGAAGCACAUCCAGUCUUGGUGGAAGCUGCUCAAAAUAUAGCUGCAGCUGUUCAUGCUGAAGCACAUAACAACGUAACUGUUGGCUCCAAUUCUUCACUAUCUAAUUCACAGCCUGCCGCUUAUUCUUAUAGUUUAGACAAUUUAAGUGGUGAUGAAGAAAUGGCAGGAGAUUCUUCUCAGUCUUCAGAUUCUACACAAACACCAAAUUUAUCUUCUAAUCCAACAAACUCCGUUACUGUUGCACAACUUGCAGCAGCAGUUUCUAGAGCAAGAGCUGGAAGUUUUCCCCUCUCCAAUCCUGCUUCUUCCACUUCAGCUGGCAGCACGAAUUCUGGAAUAAUAACUACGGAAAUGUUUACACAAGCUAUGCAGCAAGUUCAUUCACCGUCCGUUUUACCACGCUCUUCGGAUUUACGACGAAUGUUAGCGCAAAUGCAUGAACUAGGAUUGCAAAAUGAUACAUUAAAUCUUCGAGCAUUACAUCUCACAAAUCAUGAUGUAAUAGCAGCAAUUGAACUUGUGUUCAGUGGAUUUAGCAACAAUUAAGUUUAUAAAAUUAGAAUCACCAGUGCCCUCAUUUGAACAUUAUAUACAAAAAUAUAACGGUAUGUCUUAUUUUUAUGCAUUAAACUGAAUGAUCUUUAUGAAAUUUAAAAAAUGGAAAUUUCCUUUAAUUUCAAAAGAACUUCAAUCAUUGUAAUUUCUCUGGUUUUAAAAACAACUGUUGAAAAUCUAUAAACAAAAUUUUCGAGCUAGAUAUAUAAGAUAAAACUUUUAUGUUAAAAUAAGAAAAAAGAAUUAUAAUCUGUUUAUAUACUUUUGAUAAUAUUAAUAAUUAUAUUUUAUACAAUUUUGUUAAUGUACAUAAAACCGACAAAUAUAAAGAAGUAAUAAAAUUGAAUACUUAGUAA